This is a messenger RNA of Thunnus maccoyii (southern bluefin tuna), 720 nucleotides long. It is a transcript of the gene mrpl33, whose product is annotated as mitochondrial ribosomal protein L33. The transcript has 4 exons. Gene Ontology annotation, biological process: translation. The record is from RefSeq and is a predicted model, not a curated record. NCBI's taxonomy places the organism in Eukaryota, Metazoa, Chordata, Actinopteri, Scombriformes, Scombridae. Gene Ontology annotation, molecular function: structural constituent of ribosome. Gene Ontology annotation, cellular component: ribosome; mitochondrion. Bases 112 to 309 code for a protein of 65 amino acids.
UACGGUGUAACACCGGAUGUGCUCACUUCUCAAUGUGACUUACAGCAGCUAACGUAGCUAACACAUUCAUGCUGUAAUACCGCCUUCAAGAAGUGACUUAAAGUCUACAAAAUGUUUCUUACCACCGUUAACUUGGCCAAGGCAAAGUCCAAGACGGUGCUGGUGCAGAUGAUGAGCGCUGCUGGGACAGGUUACUUCUUCAACACCAAGAGGAACCGGCUCAGGGACAAACUGGUGCUGCGCAAACAUGAUCCAUUUGUGAACAAGCACGUCCUAUUCUUUGAGAAGAGGAAGAUCAAAUCGAUUUAACAAUGCACAGAAAUAUAUGGACAACAAAAACCUGUGAGGUUUAAACAGACGAUUUAAUAGUUGUGGAAUAUACAAGGUGUUCUGCUGACUUGUUUUCAGAGGAUUUCCUCCUGGAUCUGUCAAAAGGCCUCUACUCUCUCCCGCUGCACUAGGUCAUUGAUGAUGGAAACCUUGAUUACCACCCAAAACAAGAAACCACCACUCAUGUGUCAAAGAGAUGCUAUUUAUUGGGACCAACACAGCUGUUUUUGUCUGUGUAGUCAUGGAAUGACAUAAUUAUGGUGCUGCUUUAUACAGUAUCACUCAUUAUGCUUCAGUCAAGUGUUGUACAUUUUUUAUUAGAACUGGGUAACUGUACGUAAACCACUCACUUGUCUACUUGAGGAAAUCAAAUAAAUUAAGUCAAUAAUG